Molecule: messenger RNA, 1209 nt
Organism: Rodentolepis nana
Lineage: Eukaryota; Metazoa; Platyhelminthes; Cestoda; Cyclophyllidea; Hymenolepididae
Source: the annotation of a GenBank genome assembly
UCAUCAUCGGUAAUCCUACCUGCUGUGCUAAUAUUCGUCAAGCAACUGUGCGAGCUAGUGCCACCAAAUAGUGCAGGAGAUGCCAUUAUUCCUGACUUGGGUCCUCCCUCUUCAAACAAUAGGAAUGGUAGUGGAGCAGGUAGCGGACUCUCUCGCAAACAACUCAAACAACGUUCGAAGAGAUCUGCCAAGUUGGCGCGAAGGCAAAUGGUGGAGAAAGGCGAUGAAGGUGAUGGAACGACUGCUGAGGCUGAUCAGGACUCGACUCAAUCGAACCAAACUUCUACCAGCCGAUUGGGCAAAUCUGAAGUCCUCUCUCAUCUGCUGAAACAACAAACCCUCCUAUUAGUGUGGACUCUAGCUGCCGAUGGUGCUAUCUUGAACUCAAAUUCAUCGCCAUCCUUAAUGAUUCAUGACUAUGCUCAGUCUCUGGCUUCUUUCCUUCUCUCUACAACAAACCAGGAGGACUCAGAGUUGCCUUCUCUUGCUUUUCUAAAUCAGACUAGUCCAGCACUCUCAUGGAGAUGGGUUCAUACUUUAGAUUUCUGCCUUCUUUACAGUGCUCGAAUUCGACGUAUAACGCCCAAGCUUUCUGACUCCUUGAGAUGUCUGACUGCAUCAAUGGUGACUGCUAUUGCCUGCAUUGUUCGUCGAUGGUGUCGACGCCAGAGUUUAUCCAGUGCUUCAAAGGUUCCUCCACGAGCUCCUCGAAUUGUGGUUCGAGCUGCUGGGAUCUUGACAGCAUUUCUUUAUCAAAAUCUUGAAAGGCAACGAUUCCAUUCGUCUGCAGACAAUCACCCACUGCGAAUUGACGAUACCUGGAUAAGAGCCACAUUAAAUGACUUCAGUGAAGUUACCGCCCCAACUGGAAUGGAGAAUCCUCUCAUGGCAUUUGUAGAUGACCUUUGUGAUCUUGUCGAAAAGGCGUCAGUUGAAGUCGAGGCCAAUAAAAGCAAAUGGAUUUGGGCAGCCGCUUGUCUCAAUAGUCUCGCUGAACUUCAGUGUUUAAACGUGUGCGAAAGACUGGAGUCCUCAUCAGUCCUAGCUGAUGCAGUUCACUCCUUGAAGAGCUGGGCUCAUAAACCGACAGUUUUGGAUGACUCGCUUAUGAAUCUGCCUUCGCCGGGAACAGCCGCCUAUCCUUGUGUGAAGUCAUGGAAGUGUUUGCCAAUUGAGCGAAUAUACGCUCAAGAUGGUGGCUUCGGAUAA